Messenger RNA from Sporothrix brasiliensis 5110, 987 nucleotides. RefSeq lists its product as uncharacterized. Gene Ontology annotation, cellular component: mitochondrial inner membrane. Gene Ontology annotation, biological process: monoatomic ion transport; mitochondrial transmembrane transport. The record is from RefSeq and is a predicted model, not a curated record. Lineage: Eukaryota; Fungi; Ascomycota; Sordariomycetes; Ophiostomatales; Ophiostomataceae. Gene Ontology annotation, molecular function: monoatomic ion transmembrane transporter activity. The coding region runs from base 1 to 987 and encodes 328 amino acids. The transcript has 3 exons.
AUGUCGGCCUCUUUGCCUGGCAGCCGCGAGCUGCCAGCAUCGCAGUAUGAUCUCACCACAUACUGGGGACGGGUGCAGCACACGGCGGGGAUCACAGACCCAAGGACGCUGCUUGUCGGCCGGACGGGGCUGGAGCAGGCCAAGAAGGCCAUUGUGGCCUACAAGCAGGGCGAGGUCAAGGAGAUGACGCCGCAGCUGUGGAAGGCCAAGAAGAUUGUGGACGCGACGCUGCAUCCGGACACGGGCGAGCCGGUGAUGCUGCCGUUCCGCAUGUCGGCAUUUGUGCUGUCCAACCUGGUCGUCACGGCCGGUAUGCUGACGCCGGGGCUGGGGACCGCCGGCACGAUCCUCUGGCAGAUUGCCAACCAGUCACUCAAUGUAGCCAUCAACAACGCCAACGCCAACAAGUCCACGCCGCUGUCGUACGGCAAACUGGCGCAGUCCUACUGCCUGGCCGUCGGCGCCUCGUGCUCGGUGGCCGUCGGCCUCAACAGCCUCGUGCCCCGCCUCACGCGCCUGUCGCCGGCCACCCGCCUCGUGCUCGGCCGCCUCGUACCGUUUGCCGCCGUCGCCAGCGCCGGCGCCCUCAACGUCUUCUUGAUGCGCGGCGAGGAGAUGCGCACGGGCAUCGACGUCUACCCCGUCGGCCGCGGCGACGAGAAGGCCGCUUCGCUCGGCCGCAGCAAGACGGCGGCCACCCUUGCGGUCGGCGAGACGGCCCUGUCGCGCGUGCUCAACAGCUCGCCCAUUAUGGUGAUCCCGCCGCUGGUGCUCGUGCGGCUGCAGCGCACCCGCUGGCUCAAGCAGCGGCCGCAGCUGACGACGCCCGUGAACCUGGGCCUCAUCCUGGUGACGAGCUACGCGGUGCUGCCGCUGGCGCUGGCGGCGUUCCCGCAGCAGCAAAAGAUUGCGGCAGACUCGCUGGAGCCCGAGUUCCACGGCCGGGGCGGCGUCGGCGGUCUUGUGGAGUUCAACCGGGGUAUUUGA